AUGCUUAUUGAUUUGUCAAAUCGAAAAACGACAUCUAAUAUGACAACAUUUCCUAAAAAGAAAUCAGUGAAACAAAAUGAUUACCCACCUAUAAUUGAACAUCAAAUCGAUGAUGAGGUGUAUAGAGUAGGUGAUCAUGAUCAAGAGUUAGUAAGCAAUAUUUCAACAAACGGUGAUUCAAUGAAAUUAUUAUCGCUUCGUAAAUCACGAUCAAUUACGAAAAAAAGUCUUGCAGCUGAGCAUGGUCGACGUUUAAUUGAACAUUUGACACGUUUUGCACUUGAUACUCGACAAAAGCUUACACGGAGUCAAAGCGCCACGGAUGCAACAAGAAUAUUAAGAAAUAAUAACACACGCAAUAUUUGUACAUUAGCCAAAUAUGAUCCAUUAUACGAACAAUCCAAUGAAAAUUCAGAUUAUUUAACACGAAAGCGUCAUAAGACAACAGUUGAAGUAAUCGAUGAUUUGAACGGUACCGAUUCAGUUUAUAUUAGAUCGUCUUCGGAACCAAGAGAUUUCACUUACAGUAAAUCAUCAAGGAGACGCUCACAACGAUCGUUGCCAUUGUUAUCACGUUCAGCAUCUAUGCAUGAUCUGACUCAGCAUACUGUUUUUCGAGCAAAUGAUUUAGAAUUUGGGCCAAUUAUUGGACAAGGAUUUUAUGGUAUAGCGCGAACUGUCACACUGAGAAAGACUGGUCAAAUUAUGGUCAUGAAAGAAACAAAAACGCUGGAUAAAGAUGCACAAAAGAUAUUUGUGAAAGAAGUACAAGUUCUAAAACGGCUUAUCCAUCCAAAUGUAUUAAAAUUUAUGGGCCUGUUAUUGGAUAAAGAUAAUCAGAUGAGUUUUCUUGUUGCCGGUGGUACAUUGAAGAACAUCAUACAUGAUCUAUCUAUGGAUUUAACGUGGAUACAACGUUUACGUUUUGCCAAAGAUAUUGCUGCCGGAAUGAAUGGUCAAGUUGUUGUCGCUGAUUUUGGAUUAAGCAGAAUAAAUCUAGACGAUGAAGAAGACGAAGAACAACAAAAUGAGAUAACGCUAAAAAAUCAAAGAAGUACAAGUGUAACGGUUCUAACGAAUGGAAAUGUUGUUGUGAGACCGAAAACGCGUCGUCAAAUGCUUCGUGAUCGUCAACGUUAUACUGUUGUAGGAUCGCCAUAUUGGAUGGCACCAGAAAUGCUUAAAGGACAGUGCUAUGAUGAACGAGUUGAUAUAUUUUCAUUUGGCAUCAUGUUAUGUGAGAUCAUAGGCCGUGUUCAAGCAGAUCCUGAUUAUUUACCACGUACACAAGAUUUUGGUUUAAACGUUCAUUUAUUCAGCCAGAAAUAUUGUAACAAGGAUUGUCCAAAGCAAUUUGUCGCCAUUGCUAUCGCCUGUUGUGAUAUUAAUCCUAAUUCAAGGCCAGCAUUUUGUGUUGCUCAUCCGUGGCUCGAGGCAUUAGCACUUAGUGUUGAAACUGGAGUGUCUUUGUCAACAACCAUCAGCAAUAUCGAUUCAAAUAAUAUUGAACAAAAUCGAAAGAAAAAUAACAAUUCUUGUAGUUCAGUUCUAGUAUCAAAUUCCACAUUGGAUAACGUUCCAUUAAGAUGA
This is a messenger RNA of Didymodactylos carnosus, 1590 nucleotides long. The record is from the annotation of a GenBank genome assembly. NCBI's taxonomy places the organism in Eukaryota, Metazoa, Rotifera, Eurotatoria, Philodinida, Philodinidae.